This is a messenger RNA of Cuscuta europaea, 1173 nucleotides long. The record is from the annotation of a GenBank genome assembly. NCBI's taxonomy places the organism in Eukaryota, Viridiplantae, Streptophyta, Magnoliopsida, Solanales, Convolvulaceae.
ACUCAAUUCAAUGCCAUGUCCUUCAUCUCUCUUCAACUUACCCUUCUCCUUCCCCUAUUAUCUUAAGUGCUAGUCUUAAUUAAGCGAAACCCUAAUAUCUUAGAACAUUUUACCCAAGUUACUAGCUAGCUAAGUUACAUAUAUAGUACAUCUAUCUUGAUUCUUGAGAUAAGAUCUAUCCUAAAAUGUCCACCAUAGUGUAUCACCAUCAUCGCCAACAUGAGAGAAACAAUAAUAGCAAUAGUAAUAAUCCGCAAUCAUGUUACGAGACUGCGAGUAUGAGACUGAGGGUUCCCUCAUCCCUGUCUCCAUGUCUAAACGUCCAGGAAGACGAUGAUGGAUGGAGUUCAAUCCAAACUCUCUCCUCUAACGCCAUCGCUUCGCGUGUCCGUCGUCAUAAGUCACCUUGCCGUAGAAUGAGCGAAAAAAGUCUCGCCAUGUGUACCGAGAUUCUCGGGAGUGAAACAGGUGUUGAUUUUAUCGACAACGACCUUCUCUCGAGCUUGAUUUCCUCCCACACGCCGCUGAGUAUGCAACAAGACGAUAAACUAAUAAAAAAAAGCUCAAACAUGAAGAAGAGAAAUUCAAGGAAUAAUAACUUUCCACCUCCACUUUCAACAAUAAGGGGGGCUACUUCUCUACACCUCACGUCACGCCGGGAAGGCGGCAAGUUGGAAAUCAUGGCGGCUGAGGUCCCGUCGAGGAACUCAUUCCGUGAGGUCGACUCGAGCAAUGGUCGCCUCAAGCUUUUCUAUUUCAGUGACAAUGAAACCAACAUGGAGGGGAGUGAAAAUGAAGAAAUUCAAGGAAAGAAUAUUAUUGAAGAAGAUGGAGAGGAGAAUGAAUUGGGAGUUGAUGUUGAAAAGGGAAUAGAAAAAUGCUUGGGCGGGAGCGGUUGCAAGGAAGGUGGACAUGGUAAUGAGGGGCGGUCGUCCCAUUGGGAGAAGGCGUUGUUGGUUGCAAUUUAAAUAAACAUUAUUAUUGUUGUUUUUGUUCUUAUUAUUGUGAUCACAACUACAAUUAUGGUAAUAAUGAUAAUUAUUAUAAUUCAAAAUCGGGGUUCUCUAGCUAAGGCCAUAUUUAAUUUUGAAAACUAGGGAGUACUACAUAUUCCAAUUGUCCAUCUUCGGAUCUUCCAUCUUCAAGACAUGAACCUUCUUACACUAAUAUUGG